AUGCCACCACCUGACAUGACUGACCAUGUUGCCAAGCUACUCGAAGAAAAGGAGGGAUUUGAUGUCAGUUUCAUUGUUGGAGGAGAGAUGAUUGAAGCGCAUAGGUUUGUUCUUGCUAUGCGGUCGCCUGUUUUGAAAGAAGAGCUCUAUGGGUCAAUGCAGGAGGCGAGGCCGGGGCAGUGCAUAAUCGUCCAGGACAUGCAACCUGCUGUUUUCAAGGCCAUCCUCCAUUUCAUCUAUACUGACUCUUUGCCUAGCAGUGAGGAUACUGAGAUGGUCCGACUUUUACUAGUUGCUGCGGAUAGAUAUGCAAUGGAUAGGCUCAAGCUGGUUUGCCAAAGUAUCCUUUGCGAGGAUCUGAACAAGGACACUGUGACAACCACAUUGGCUUUAGCUCACCAACAUAACUGCCACCAGCUUAAGGAUGCUUGCCUUCAAUUUAUCGAAUUAUCAGGUUUCAAGGAUUUCAAGGCGAAUUGCCCAUCUUUCAUAGAGGACACAUUGGAGAAGAGAAGAAAAUCUUCAUAA
This is a messenger RNA of Aegilops tauschii subsp. strangulata, 528 nucleotides long. RefSeq names its product BTB/POZ and MATH domain-containing protein 2-like. Gene Ontology annotation, molecular function: protein binding. Gene Ontology annotation, biological process: protein ubiquitination. Lineage: Eukaryota; Viridiplantae; Streptophyta; Magnoliopsida; Poales; Poaceae. The record is from RefSeq and is a predicted model, not a curated record.